AUGAGUGCCGCCGCCAAAUAUGGUGCGCCCAAUGGGCCGGAGCCGGGCUCCCCGCAGUCCCCGGGGUCGCCUCAGUCGCCCGGGGGGCCACCCAGAGAGAAGUCUUUCGGGGCCUUGUCCCAAGGUGUGGCCUCCGUGGGUGCCAGGUCAGAAGGCGUGAUCAGCACAUCUGCGCAGUCCGUGAAGUCUGCUCUUUCUGGUACUUCCCCGAACGGAAGUCGAAAGGAUAGAAAGGGGAACGCGAUCAAGAAGGGACAGACCAGCAGUCACAAACUCACCUUCGCCGAUCAGCUGGGCAACAAGGAGUCCUUGACUGAGGGAUGUCUUUUGUGGUCUGGGAGCUCUGAACUCAGAUAUCCCGGGGCUUUGCUCACGCCGUCUGGCGAAAUCGAUCUAGAUGCUGCAGUGGGCCGCCGUCACCUUGUCGAGGAGUUCGGCCUCAAGCCGCGGGACAUCGCAGCGAUGUUCUCCAAGAAUGCGCGGCGUGGCUUCGGCCUCAACGUCCGGCGCGGUGGCGCGCUGCUGUCGCUUGGUCGAGAUGGGCCUUCGGUGGUGGUCGCCAAUACGACGGCCUGGAUCCUUCUCCGUGACAGUCGCGACAAGAGCUUAGCAGACGUCGGCGCAAAGAUCCAGCAGAAGUUCGUGGACUUAGCGGCCUCGGUGCGAGAGCAGCAUACUGCGGAAGAGCCCGGCCAUACUGCGGAAGAGCCUCGCCAUAUUGCGGAAGAGCCCGGCCGCGAGCCUGUGCCGUUUGCGCUGGCUGUGACGGAGGCGCUUCUGACGAUCUACCUGGACAAAAUAUCCGGUGAGCUGGAAGAGGCAGUCGAGAAGGCAGACCUGCUGAUAAGAGACUAUACCGCGAUGCGGCAAGAUCAGGCUGGCAAUCCGCAACUCGAGAAGCUGCGCAUCACAAAGCAGCGCUUGGACGCGGUGCAGUCCCAGGCCAAGAGCUUCCAGACAGUUCUCCUACAGGCGCUUGAGGACGAGGAUGACCUCUCCGACCUUGCGAAGUCGGUUGGACCGACCAAAGAGGAGUGGGAGCUCUGCUUCGAGUACUACUCCCAGAGUGCCGCAGAGGUCGACGCCGAGGUCUCUGCGCAUGUUGAAGCAAUGGAUGACUUGGAGAACUUCUGGCUGCUGAGAUUGAGUGCACGAAGGCUGGAGCUGGAAAAGUCACAGCUGUGGCUGGAGGUCUUGGGCGUCGGGCUGAAUGUGGGUGCCGUGAUUACCGGCAUUUUCGGCUUCUCAGCUGAAAGAAGACCGUGGCAAAGGGCAGAAAGGGUGCAAUUGCACCAUCUCCUAGUGAAGAGGCCAGCUGUGAUGGCUUCCGCGAAGAAAUUGCAAUUGCCCUACUCCAAAGGUGCCCGGCUCGGGUGGCAAAGCCACACGGAUGGAUUUAACAGUCGGCCGCGCCCCUCGUCUGAUCAUAGCCUUCAGACUCCAAAGCCUUAA
Messenger RNA from Symbiodinium sp. CCMP2592, 1452 nucleotides. The record is from the annotation of a GenBank genome assembly. Lineage: Eukaryota; Dinophyceae; Suessiales; Symbiodiniaceae.